Trifolium pratense (red clover) is the source of this 911-nucleotide messenger RNA. RefSeq names its product peroxiredoxin Q, chloroplastic. The record is from RefSeq and is a predicted model, not a curated record. Gene Ontology annotation, molecular function: thioredoxin peroxidase activity. Gene Ontology annotation, biological process: cellular response to oxidative stress; cell redox homeostasis. NCBI's taxonomy places the organism in Eukaryota, Viridiplantae, Streptophyta, Magnoliopsida, Fabales, Fabaceae. The coding region runs from base 47 to 727 and encodes 226 amino acids. Gene Ontology annotation, cellular component: chloroplast thylakoid membrane; cytoplasm. The transcript has 4 exons.
UAUAUUUUAUCUAUCUCAUAUCUCUCUCUCCCACUCAAAACACAACAUGUUACCACUUUGUUCUUCCUCAACAUCCAUGGCUAAGCCUUCCCUCACUCUCCCAACCAAUUCUUUGUCCACCCUUCCUCACCUUCCAUCUUUCCAAAACACUUCACCACUUCCUUCAACCCCAUUCAAUUCUCAAUUUCUUGGUCUCAAGUUAUCUCAUUCUUCCAUUUCCAAAACACCUUCUUCUUUACCUUCAACUUCUUCAUUCAAACGAGUCUCCAUUUUUGCCAAGGUGACUAAAGGUACAAAGCCACCGCCUUUCACACUGAAAGACCAGGAUGGUAAGACUGUGAGUCUUGACAAGUUCAAAGGAAAACCUCUUGUUCUCUAUUUCUACCCUGCUGACGAGACCCCUGGCUGUACUAAACAGGCCUGCGCUUUUAGGGAUUCAUAUGAGAAGUUCAAGAAAGCAGGAGCACAGGUUGUUGGGAUUAGUGGCGACGAUUCUGCAUCUCACAAGGCAUUUGCCACGAAGUACAGACUUCCAUUUACCUUGUUGAGUGAUCAGGGUAACAAGGUAAGGAAAGAGUGGGGAGUGCCUGGCGAUUUCUUUGGAUCAUUGCCUGGGAGAGAGACUUAUGUUAUUGACAAAAAUGGUGUGGUUCAGCUUGUAUACAACAACCAGUUCCAACCAGAAAAGCAUAUUGAUGAGACCUUGAAACUACUUCAAAGCCUUUAAAGCUUUUGUAUCCUUUUUGCCUUAAUUCAAGUAUGUAACUAUGAAUGUAUGUAACCAUUGUAAUUAAGUAGCUGAUUUUGAACACUUUGGUCACAUGUAAGUGAUAAAAAUAAUAUUUCUUCUCCUAUAGAGAAACAAACAAUUGUAAUGUUUUACAAUGGAAAUAAUACCUUCAACUGUCAAA